Molecule: messenger RNA, 9488 nt
Organism: Dermacentor silvarum
Lineage: Eukaryota; Metazoa; Arthropoda; Arachnida; Ixodida; Ixodidae
Product: kinesin-like protein KIF3B
Biological process (GO): microtubule-based movement
Molecular function (GO): ATP binding; microtubule motor activity; microtubule binding
Source: RefSeq, a predicted model, not a curated record
ACGUCGCUCUCUGGCACCGAAAAAUGUACAAAGAAAUAAAGAGAAACCGGCGGCGAAGGCAACCAGAGGCUCUGCCGUCAUGGCUGGUGACGGUCCGUGAUAUUCGCCCAAAUUGGGGUGCCCACUAUGACCACACCGACGUAAAGAUGCGUGCCCCUUCUUUAAGCCCAGCAACAUUCUUCUUUUUUUCUGAAGAGACCUCCACAUAAGCAGCAGUGACUUCCAGAGGCUUGAAGAGAUGGGCAAAACUGUAGAUAUGGCAAGGUCAGCGAAAUCGGAAUCCGUCAAAGUCGUCGUCAGGUGUCGGCCACUUAGUGAGCAGGAAAUUGCUGAUGGCCACGAAAGAAUUGUUGAUUUGUACCCGGACACUGGCAUCGUGACCAUUCGGAACCCGAAAGCAGGAGAUGCCGAUUCAGUGAAGCAAUACACUUUUGAUGCAGUCUACGAUUGCAACUCGAAACAGAUGGAUCUCUACGACGAGACAUUCAGGCCUUUGGUUGACUCGGUGCUCCUGGGAUUCAACGGCACCAUUUUCGCGUACGGCCAGACCGGCACUGGGAAAACUUACACUAUGGAAGGAAUUCAUAACAACCCAGAGUGCCGAGGUGUCAUUCCCAAUUCUUUUGAGCACAUCUUCAGCCAUAUUGCAAGAUCUCAUAACCAGCAGUACCUUGUCAGGACCUCGUAUCUUGAGAUUUAUCAGGAGGAGAUCAGAGACUUGAUCUCAAAGGACCAGUCAAAGCGGCUAGAGCUGAAAGAGAGGCCUGACACUGGAGUUUACGUUAAGGACUUGUCCUCGUUUGUGUGCAAGAGCAUCAAGGAGAUUGAGCACGUCAUGGCAGUUGGAAACCAGAAUCGAUCCGUAGGGGCUACAAACAUGAACUUACACAGUUCAAGAUCGCACGCUAUAUUCAUAAUCACAGUGGAGCACAGUGACCUUGGACCAGAUGGCAAGCAUCACAUCCGUGUGGGGAAACUUAACCUCGUUGACUUGGCCGGCAGUGAGAGACAAGCCAAGACAGGAACAUCUGGCGACCGGCAGAAAGAAGCCAUCAAGAUCAACCUCUCACUUUCUGCACUGGGCAAUGUCAUAUCAGCACUAGUGGAUGGCAAAAGUUCCCACGUGCCUUACAGGGACUCCAAACUUACGCGGCUACUACAAGACUCCCUAGGGGGAAGCAAAACCAUCAUGGUUGCCAACAUUGGUCCAGCCAGCUACAACUACGAGGAGACCCUGACGACGCUAAGGUACGCCAACCGGGCGAAGAACAUCAGGAACAGGCCGCGUGUGAACGAGGACCCGAAGGAUGCCCUGCUAAGAGAAUUCCAGCAGGAGAUAUCAAGGUUGAAGGCCCAACUGGCAGCUCGAGACAUCAAAAAGAAAAAGAAACGACCCUCGUCCAAGGAGGUAUCGCCAGGAGCAGACGAAUUUGCUGACGGUGAUGCAGACGACGAUCGUGCCACUUCGCCAUCGUCCCUGCAGCUGACGCUCGACGAGGAAAGAGUGGCCAUCUUGAAUGACCACAGCCUCAUAGCAGAGGAGCGAGAACGCCUGCUGGGCGAGGUGCAGAAGCGGCAGGAGCAGCUUCUACGGGAGCAGGAGGCAGCCGACAAGCUGGCCCUGAAGGUGCGCGCCAUGGAGAGCAAGCUCCUCUCGGGCGACAAGAACAUCGUCGACCACACCAAUGAGCAGCAGCGGGCCCUCGAGCAGCGACGCCAAGAGAUCGCCGAGCAGAAGCGGCGUGAACGGGAGAUGCUGCAACAGCUUGAAAUGCAAGAGGAAGGCACCUCGGAGAUAAAAGAGACGUACACAUCGCUCCAGCAGGAGGUCGACAUCAAGACCAAGAAGCUCAGAAAGCUGUUUGCAAAGCUGCAGUCAGUGAAGACCGAAAUCCAGGACCUCCAGGAGGAACACUCGAAGGAACGGCGUGACCUCGAGCAGACUCAGAAUGAGCUCACCAAGGAACUCAAACUCAAGUACCUCAUCAUAGAAAACUUCAUCCCACCUGAAGAGAAAGUCAAAAUUCUUUCACGAGUUGUCUACGAUGAAGAUGAAGAUCAGUGGGCCUUGCUGCCACUAUCCGAAGUUCCUGGGGCUAUGGAACCACUGAGACCACCUUCGGCCAAGUCAAGCCUCAAGUCAAAGGGUGAGCACAUCCUACAGGUGGAACUGGACAUGCCCGUGAGGACAACGCGAGACUACAACGCCCCCGCCCUGUCUCCACAUCUCAAGGCCGUCCUGGACGACGCGCUCAAAGAGGAAGAGGACCUUGACAUCGAUGCCAGUCUAAGCAUCUUUCAACGGCAUGGUGAACCGAGACAAUACCGGAGAGAGAAAAGUCAUCGCUCUAGGUCAAAAUCAGCGCGCCAUCGGCUUCACCAGGAGCCGUUAGAGUUGGCUUCCGAGGCGUCUUCGUCGUCGUCGUCGACAGUGAGCAACUGUUACCCGGAGUCAAGAGGGCUAGUGCCCAAGUGAAUGUCAGAGCCCCUACAGGAUCCGCAGAAGACGGCCACUUUCCUACUGCUAGUGCAACUCCUGCUCUUCUUUGCUGCUUGUCUAGAGUGCUCGCUGCGCAGAUGAAACCGCAAUGUCGUGACAGUGGAACCCGUCACGGCUUAGCAUGCAUUGUGACAGAGAAACCUGUCGCACCUUAGCACGCGUCCAAGGGAACGCAAAACUAGUUGCCAUACGAGAACACGAGGGACCGGGGCAAAGGUCCGUGUAUCUAGCUUUCGAUCAUCAAAACCAAAGUGCAGCUAGUUUCCAGGUGUCAGCAAAACUAGCCUGUGUCAAAGAUGAGAUGGCUAAAACUUCUACAGUGAAGCUAGAGCACGCAGGGACACUGCGUCUGCAGAGGCAGCGCAGUAAAGUUUUUUUUUUAGAAAAGUUACCACCACGAAAUGCAGAUUUGCGAGAGGAAGUCAUUUCAAACCACACACUCUUCACGUUUUCGUCACAAGCGUGAUGAAAGCGCUGCACUUGUGACGCAAUUGCCUACCAUAGAGGCAACAGCGCGGGGUGUCACGCCAUGAAUGUUUGCUGCAUGUCUCUUGUGCAGCAAUGUUCACUUGGUCGGUUUUGGAAAUAGGGACGCAAAAUUGUAGAAGACUGUCUCAUUUUAUAUAAACCUGCAUAAUGAGACCAUAACGAGACGUUUUCCCACUAACAGAACACCACACUGUAUCUACUGAAAGCAUAGCCAUGUUGCAAUAUGCUUCAUGUUGCAUUAUGUUUUAAUGUGUGACAUUGCUGUUCGAACACCAUUAGGCAAAGUGUCAGCGAGACGCACCUCUGUGACCUUGCACCCGGUACAUUAUUUUGUGUUUUCAUGUAAAAGGUUGUUCUGAAACUUUUGCUUAGCGCAGGACGUUAACUGUGAGAAAAAGGCAUGCACUAAAACGGUGAUCUGCAUUGUGGUUGAAACAUUCCAGAGGUAAACGUGUGCUAUGGUUUUGUGACCCCAGCAAAAGCCUAUUACACAAGACCAUUGUGUGCGGCAUUUUUUUACUGGAAUUCACAUUUAAGAGGUGGUCACAUAUGCAGCUACCAGUGCAGUCUUUGGUGUGUGUUUUAAGUGUGUAAGCAUUGAUGUACAGAUUACUGCUGUUCUUCUUUUUUCAAACGGAGAAGCUACUGCAUAUUUCUUUUUUGAGAAAAAAAAAGGUUUUUAUAUUAAGAGAUUUUCGAUGUCAAACUGGUAUGAUGCAUUCCACAGUUUAGUGCCUCGCUGUGUUUGGGUGAUGCAAGUCAUGAUUUAACUGUGCUGUUUAAUGCCCAACGGUAAUAUUCAGCAGCCCCGUGCGUCUGUGGUGUGAAUGUUGUCGAGCAAAAGUUUUGGAUCACCAGCGCUUAGUUGCUGCAUAAACUCAUCGGAUGCAUGCAAAACUAACUUAUAAAAGAUGCCACGUUGCAUGCAUUCAGCUACCUGGUUGCACAAAACAUGGUAAUCACAUCGCCAGCCACAGUUCAGUCCAGUCCCCUAUCGUUAGGCAGAAUCCAUUCCGUUUAUCCACUGCAUGUUAUGGUAGGAAUAUCCUCUUCUAUGUGUAUACAGUCAAACCUUGAUAUAACGAAGUUGUACUUGCAGCAAAAAACGUCGUUAUAUCGAGAAUUUCGUUAUAUCGAGGUUUCGUUAAUUCAAUAGAACUGAGAUGGGGAAAUAAACAUAGUGCGUUACAUUGCGAAUUUCGUUAAAUCGAAGUUCGUUAUGAGGUUUGACUGUAGUGUAAAUGCUAGCUAGCUUGAAACUUGAUGCUUAAGAUAAUUAAGCAGCUGGUGUUUGUACUUACAGCAGCAUGCUGCAUUGUGUACUGCUAACCUUGUGCAAGUGUACCGUGUUCUUGAGAAUCCUGCUAUGCGCUUUACGAGUUUGAGGAACGGCGAAAGCAACAACACAUUGGACAUCAAAAAAAAAGAGAGAGAAAAACUCUGAUUAACCCUGUAGGAGCCUGGUUUAAGCUUCGCUUUGGUACUGCUCAUAUCAAUUUUCCCGCUGCGGCGAAGCUUGAGCUGUGAUAAGCAGCAGCCAAAGGCGAGCGAUAAGCAUGUUAUAUAUAGAGCUAGGUAGCGGUUACUAGAAGCAUUUGCAUGCCUCACUGAUGGUUCUCGUAGCCACUUUCCAGCAUUGCACUUGGUUUGAGUGCUUAACGAACCCAUGCUCAGAUUUACUCCUUGUAGAAAAAAAGUGAUGCAUAAUGAACGGGGCCCGUGAGUGUAGGCAAAAGAGAUGUGCAAAUUUACACUCAACUGCCAAAGUUUACAGACCACAGGAUCUGAGAAAACGUUGAAUUUCCGAACAGCUUGUGGCCGUAGCCAGUAAAACCAUAUAGCACUGUGGCAAAACUGUAGCUGUCCACUGAAUGCAAUAAUGUGGUGCUGGUGCUCUACUAGUACAGGCUGGAAAUCCAGACACCACGCCAUGUUUCGAUGCUGCCGAGAUGAUCAGCUUUUUCUCAGAUCUCGCGGCCUGUAAACUUUUGCAGUUGACUGUAAAAGUGCUGUGCUGUGCUCCCCGUCUGGCUUUUCUUUUCCCACAUCAACCAAACCUUUACAUUUGAAGCCAAAGACUCCGCGCAGUCUCGCCAUGCAUCUCGCCUGACUCGACUUUAUGCUUUUUUUUAACUGUUGCAGGCAGUAAAAAAAAUGAUUGAUUGGAAAUGCGAAGAUUAGUGUGAAAUUGAGAACACAUGCUUGUCUUGGCUUUGAUCGCCAAUAGAUCGUUUCCCCAAAUGAUCUAAACGAUUGUCAAUCGUUUAAAUAGCAAGGGGAAAGAAAGCUUCAACGUAGAUAAUUCUGCAAUGCCUGCUUAUCCCAAUCUCGUCAUCUUUUACGCCUACUCUAGUUGGCCCUGUCUAUUAGCCCACCUUUUUCUACGCCCACAACUCAUGUCUAGCAACGAUGAGGCCAAGAGUGGAAGUUUGUUAGGUAACGUGGCUCUUUAUUGUGAGCGUGUGUAACCAGUGCACUGUGCAAGAUUAAGGUUGGAAACAAGCGUUUACCAAUUGUUUUUUGUUUGAGCCUCCCGAGGAGAAGCGUGGUUGCACGCACACCCUUUGCCACGAGCGAAACUCGGUGAUACACAUUGCACGUGCGACCACUCGCACAAGUGUACCGCAUUAAGUGCAUCCCAGCAUUAGUAGCUGACGAGAAACAUACCCUGGACGCACUGCAACAGCCCAGCCAUUUAGCUGCUGAGCACAAAGGCACAGUGUCCAUUCCCAGCUGCGUUCUAAUUGAGGCGGAAUGCAAGAACUGCAGAAUGAUGGUGUACUUAUAUUUAGGUGCGUGUUCAAGAGCCCUGGUAUCAUAUUUUUAGUACAUUUUCUUUUUCAGUUCCUUUUACCUCCCUUCGCAAGAAUGAAUGCAGCUGCGCUGUUGCCGCUGGAAUCGACCAUUUGGCAUGAUGGAUGAUAACAAAGAGAAUGGAAUCAGAAAAACCAUACGAACAAAAUAUGGCGGUUCGAUAGCAAAAAUUAACAUGGGCAUUGUGGGGGCAAUGCCAAAAGAAUGUUACGGUGUUUCUCAAAGCCCAGGCAUAGCUAUCAAAUGUGUAACUUCAGUGACUAUAAUAUUAUUAGUUAAAAGAAACUUUCAUCGCAUCACAUUUUUGCCAGCAGUGUUUGAAAGAGCAUAUUGCAGUCCUUACUCAUUUCUGUUAGCAGCCACCAUGCAGGAUUCAGACGUGCAUUCCAUUUAGCGGUAGCAGUUGAGGGCUUACUGUCAGUGAAGCUGCAUUAUGAAUCAGCAGUAAACACUAAAGGCAAGGCUUAAGCCAAGCUAAAGUGAUUGACCAGUGCUCUAACCUGUCGAAGCACUUCUUUUAGUGAGAGCAGUCUUUUUAAAUGCGAGAGAUACUACAAAAAAGGCGUAAACAAGUGGCAGUAUUGGUGCCACCACUGUGAAUAUUCACGGUCAACUGGCUAAAGACUUUUUAUGCCCCAUUUAUAACUGGCAAAUGGUAGCCAACUACUGACCACAAAGUGAUGGUUAAAUUGCAUUCGAACAUAAAAAAAAAGAAGCUCAGUUAGUGGUGUCCACAUUGCAUUCUCCAGUGACAGCUCCCUCACAGUAGUGAAACCUACUAAUCUCGAAGGCUCUGCUUUUGCAUACUUUAGCUCCUAGAAGUGACAUCGUGGCUGCCACAUUUUGAACAUCACCUGUUGGCACUAUUUGCGGAAGUGUGACUCGAAGAAACUAGUAGUGCCUGCCUGAGCACGGCCUCAGAGAUUGUUGGUGCAGUGUGGAAUACCUCAACUGUGCCAAUGCGUGUGGUGUGAGUGCUUCUGCUUUCUCUGGCCAUUAAAAUUGAGCAAGAUGCAUGCUGCUUUUCACAGUGUUUUAAGUUAUCCCUUGGCACAGGCCAAGCACUGAAGGAUUUACAGCACUACAAUCUGCAAGUUUAGCUUGACUUCACAUCUGCGCAUUUAGUGACCCUUAAAAAAAAAUUAAAGGCUGUAGUGACCUCUUUAGCACUGCUCUGCAAUUUUAAAUAUGGAUGGCAAGCAACUAGCCCCACUUUCUAGCUUUAGAAAAUGCUUGAAACACUCUGAAGACGAGAAACUAAUCAUACAUAAGUGAUGUUUUGUGUGAUACAGUGAGCUCAGGAAUGUCGACAGUUUAUGCAGGCCAUUUUAAUUUCGGUCUCUGGGUGCCACCGGCUUGAACAUGCUGGGUUGUUUAGUACGAAUUAGUGCAAACGUUGUGCAGUGCUGCUGCAUUCAGCACUGCGUGCACAUGCCGAUAUGUUGCUAAAGGCAACGUGUGGGCAUCAGUAGCGCACCCAGGAUCUCUGCCAGGGGUGGGUUGAAUUUUUGUGGCGGGGGGGGGGGGGGGGACAAGCACUUUGCAUAAUAUGCAAUUCCCUUGCUUUAGCCAGAUGAAUCCAACAGCAAAUAAAAUGCCUAAUAAUUAUAUUAAUAUAAUGACACCAAAGAUUAUGUCGAUGUUUAUUUCUUCAGCGUUUUACUCAAUGUAAUUUAAGAGUGAAUGAAUAAAUACAAGACAGUGAUAGUGUUCUUGUUAAUCAGGUAGAUUCGACGUCAAGCCACCUCCUGAAUUGUAAUGACAAUGUGAACAGAGCACUUAAGGUAUGUACACGUUGAACUGGUGGGGCUGGACGUGUGGGGGGGGGGGGGGUGUUACAACACCCGAAACCCCUCCGUCGGUGCGCCACUGGUGGGCGUGGUCACUUCGAUGUUGGCAGGUUCGCUGUGAGACCCACGUGUAAAUGAUGCAGAUAGAAAUCUGCAUUAAAGGGAAGCUGAAGACGCUUUCAAACAUUCCUAGUUUAAUAUCCAAGUAGUAGUAAUAGGAACCAGGCUCUAGUGGUUUCUGGCUCCACCAUUGGCGCUGUAGUGAGCUUUAAAAUAUCUGCCACCACCUCACCUUACUCAGUUAGUCUUCACCCUCUAUAUUUCACUGCAAACAGAAACUCCUGCCCAUGAUCAGCGAACAAGCUUUAUCAUGGUAUCGUUAUUUCGGUGUGGUUAACGAAGGUUCUAAAACUGGAUAUGGGAUUUGAUUCAGCUUCAUCGUCACCAUGAGCUGAUUCAAGUCCACUGGAGUAUGAAGGCCCUUCUCAGAAAUCUCGAGUUCCAUCGCCUGACUCCAUCCUACGCCUUUAAAAUUUCCUAAUCUCGUUGCACCUCCCAGUACUUUGCCACCUUGAGCUACAUUUCCUUUCCUCCACAGAAACAAGUUCUCUUAAUAGACCACUUUUUUUUUUUGUUCAUCUAUGCCAUUAUAUGACCUUCCCAACUGCACUUCUUAAUAUCAACUAAUUUGCUACUCAAUCCAUACUGUUGUCGCCUCUCAGUGUUUUCCAUUUUUAUCGCUCGUUGUGUGGCCUUCAGCUUCCUUGUUAUCCUUCUGGCUACACCCCUCUAACAGGCCAGUAUUUGAUGAAUGCACAGAUUGUAUAUCUUCUAAGAAUAUGGGCAAGCUGUUGUUUAACGACUAGGGAGUGCUUGUCGAGUCCACUUUGAUACAUUUUUGUUCUGGUGCAGAUAUACUCAUGCUUUUUUUUUUUUAAUGCUUUUUUUGCUAGUUUAUGCUACGUGGUGUGCACACGAUGAAUAGAGGCAGGCCAAAAGCUUUUGCAAAUGGUUUGCUUGGCUUACACUUCAGCUUCCCUGAUGGUGAAAAUGCCUCGGACGGUGGCACCUGAAGUCCGCAAUUGAAGUUGUCUGUAUGAAAGCAAAUAAUUUUGCCGCGCGUUUCAGGUUUUGUACUCUUGAAGCGUUAAGGGUUGUGUAAAGAGCUUCCAAGAACCUUUGCAUGCUCAUUCUUUCUGUGCAAGGACGUACAGUCUCCUACGAAAGUUUACGGGACACGGGAAAAUAUGCAACGAAUGUUAAUUUCUGCUCCAUUAGAGCGCGGCACUUCUUAGUUAAUGGAUCACUGUGUAGACCGCAAAAAUCGCUACAGACCUAGGCUGAAUUCUACACUAUGUGCCCAGGCUUCUCGAGAAUUCACAUUUUUUUGCAAAUCCUGUGUCCCUUAACCUUUUGUGGCUGACAGUACGUAUUUUAUAAUGUCACUUCAGCCGCACUUCGUGCAACCUUAUGCUGUCAACGCAGUUUGCAUCGUCACUUUGUUACGGUGAAGGUUGGUUACGUGCAAGCCAGCGUUUCUUUUUUUAUACUCGGACAUCUUUGUUAAUACAUGUGGCAGCUGGACUGUUGAUAACUAUGGGCCUUUUUUUAUUUAUUUUUCCCUUCCUUGAAAGUUGAAGAACAAGCGUUGAUGUCAACACACAGAGUAUUUGUUUCUAGUCGGUUGACUGCAAGUGAUAUUUUUGUAGACACUGUUUUACUAAUUAGUGGGUAUUUAUUAACACAGGCUAACAGCGCAUGCCUCUUGACGUUGUACGUCCUUUUCUCUUUUUACUUAUUUCAUGAGAGUUUAUUUUUACUUGGUGUGCAUUGGCACUGUCCUUUCAUUUGUGACGGGGGUGAAAAAUAAAGAUGCAUGGCCAUGGUGCCACACA